Messenger RNA from Helianthus annuus (common sunflower), 3384 nucleotides. Its product is annotated as phosphatidylinositol-3-phosphatase SAC1. The coding region runs from base 109 to 2727 and encodes 872 amino acids. Lineage: Eukaryota; Viridiplantae; Streptophyta; Magnoliopsida; Asterales; Asteraceae. Gene Ontology annotation, biological process: phosphatidylinositol dephosphorylation. Gene Ontology annotation, molecular function: phosphatidylinositol-3,5-bisphosphate 5-phosphatase activity. The record is from RefSeq and is a predicted model, not a curated record. Gene Ontology annotation, cellular component: intracellular membrane-bounded organelle. The transcript has 16 exons.
AAGGGAAGGGAAGGGAAAUGUGAAUGUCUGGGGCUAAUAUAUGAUCGAUUAGGCAGGGAGGGAGGGGGAAGUGCAAAAGCAGGAGGAGGAGCAGCAUCAUCUUGUGUGAUGGCGAAGGGGGGCAGUGAGGAGGGUGAAAGUUGGUGCUACUCCCUGGAGAAAUUCAAUCUGUACGAGACUAGGGCCCGGUACUAUCUCAUCGGCAGUGAUCGGAACAAGCGAUUCUUCCGAGUCCUCAAAAUUGAUCGAAUGGAACCCUCCGAUCUUAACAUAAGCCAAGAUCCAGUCGUCUAUCCUCCUCAAGAGGUCAAGAGCCUGCUUCACCGGAUUGCCGAGGGCAAUCGAGCCACGGGUGGCUGUAUCUUCGUCAACAAGGUUUACGGCAUCGCCGGUUGUAUUAAGUUCUUGGAGUCUUAUUAUUUGAUUUUGGUUACCAAGCGUAAGCAGAUUGGCUCUAUCUGUGGUCAUGCCAUCUACAGCAUCCAAGAGACCCAAAUUCUUACAAUUCCACAUGUCUCUGUGCAGACCGAUCUUGCUCAUUCCAAAACCGAGCUCAGGUAUAAGAAGCUGUUAUCCAGUGUGGAUUUGACAAAAGAUUUUUACUAUAGUUACACGUAUCCUAUAAUGCGAAGUUUGCAAAAAAAUGUCUUAUCCAAUGGUAAUGAAGGGAUGCCAUAUGAUGACAUAUUUGUGUGGAAUGCUUUUCUAACACAACCAAUUCGAUCAAGAUGCCAUAACACUAUCUGGACUAUUGCUCUCGUUCAUGGAAAUUUUAAGCAGGUACGACUAUCGGUUUUUGGAAGAGACUUCAGUAUUGCACUCUUGUCCAAGAGAUCUCGCCACUUUGCUGGGACACGUUACUUGAAAAGGGGAGUGAAUGAUAGAGGUAGGGUUGCAAAUGAUGUUGAGACGGAGCAAAUUGUUCUUGAUGAAGAAGCGGGAUCAUUCAAAGGGAAAAUGAGUUCUGUUGUGCAAAUGAGGGGCUCAAUUCCCCUGUUUUGGUCACAAGAAGCUUCACGGUUAAGUCCAAAACCUGAUAUCAUAUUGCAAAGAUAUGAUCCUACAUAUGAGGCAACCAAACUUCACUUUGAAGAUCUGGAAAAGAGAUAUGGCAAUCCACUUAUCGUGCUUAACCUGAUCAAGACUGUGGAGAAAAGGCCAAGAGAAAUGAUGUUACGGCGUGAAUUCGCGAAUGCAGUUGGGUAUCUAAACCAGAUACUUCCAGAAGAAAGUCAGCUUAGGUUUAUCCACUGGGAUUUUCACAAGUUUGCAAAGAGCAAAUCGGCUAACAUCUUGGGUGUUUUGGCUGGUGUUGCUGGUGAGGCUUUGGAUUUGACAGGCUUCUAUUAUAGUGGAAAGCCAGCUGUUGUUAAAAAGAAAUCAAUCCAACUCAGUAGGACAAGUACUGCCAGGGAUUCUUCUCUUAAAGAUCUGAGAAAUGGUUCAGGGGAUCUGAGUAAUAGUGAUACGAUGAUGAAACAAGAGAAGAAGACUAUUAAGAAAUACAAUAACAGCAACAAUGGUCCACAGUUCCAAAGUGGAGUAUUAAGAACAAAUUGCAUUGAUUGUUUAGACCGUACAAAUGUCGCACAAUAUGCAUAUGGUUUAGCCGCCUUAGGGCGCCAACUCCAUGCCAUGGGAUUAACAGAUGAUCCAAAACUGGAUCAGGAUAGCAGUAUUGCUGCUGCUCUUAUGGAUAUGUACCUAAGCAUGGGUGAUGCUCUUGCACACCAGUAUGGUGGUUCUGCUGCUCACAACACUGUAUUCACGGAGAGGCAAGGAAAGUGGAAAGCUACAACACAAUCUAGAGAAUUUUUGAAAUCUAUCAAACGUUACUACAGCAAUGCUUAUACAGAUGGUGAAAAACAAGAUGCUAUUAAUUUAUUUUUGGGCUACUUUCAGCCACAGGAUGGAAAGCCAGCACUUUGGGAACUUGAUUCUGAUUAUUAUCUUCAUGUAUCUGGGAUAGGGGAUGACCUAGUCCCAGAAGGCUAUUCACCUAGUGAUGCUGAACCCGUAGGCAUGGGGCGUUCUCUGACACCUAUUGCAGCAUGCAAAGAGGACUUUUCAAAGAUGAAACUGACAUCAUUUUCGAAAUUGAUAGAAAAAACUUGUGGUUCAAUAAAGAAUGUUAGGCUUUGUAGUGAACUAGGUCACAAACCUGGAAAUUCUGGGAUGGCACCUGAUGCAGUUGAAAUACAACUGAGAAGUCCAAACUGGCUUUUUGGGCAGAAGAAGUUUGAAGAAAGUAGUUCUACAGUGAAAGUGGCGCCAGAUGAACUAGGGCGUGAAGAAGAUGAGAAGAAAUUUGAUGAAUUAUGUGACCCCAAUUGGAUUUCUUCCGCUAAUGACACUAAUCAGGAGGAUGUAUUUCAAAGUUAUCUUGCAAUGACUUCAAUAGACGAAGCCAAUGGUUGGUACGGUGGUACCUUGCUUACUGAGCAAGAUGAAAACAGCGAGGUUUAUAGUCACUAUGCUCACUUUUGUCAGAACCCAGCGAUGGAACCUUUCCAAAAUGACAGUGAGAAAGAGAAGCAUUAUGAGGAGGUUCUUCAUUCAGUGACAGUUAUAGAUGAUGUGGAAGGUGAGAUGGAAGCAGCAGUGACGGAAUACGAGGUAAUCGGGUUGGAUCUUGGGAUCUGCCCCAAGGCAUUCAAUGCUCUUGCCGUUGACCCGACUCACUUGACCAGGUGGAUGAUUGGAGAACACAGGCUCAACAAGGUCUAAGCCUUGAAAUCAUCAUCUUCUUUCUGUCUUGUACAGUGUUGAAUGGAAUUUGUGUUGACUUAUCAUUUUGUAUGUAUUUUUUUUUUUCAAAGAAGUGAAAUAAAAAUAGUAUUGGAUAACUGAUUAGUUUAGUGGUGGUGAAAGGUGUCCUACUUUGAACCAUGUUUUCUUUAUCCACAUUACCUACCUUUAAAAGCAGCAGCAGCAGCGAGUAAUUGGACAUCACAUCAUGGCUUCUCACAUCCCUUCUCUCUCUUCCAAUCCCAUUAUUAUUAUUCUGAAUCGAAGAGGAAAUAUCACAACUCAGGCUUCAAAAACCACUGGUUUUUCACUUAACUCGAUUUUCAAGAAAUGUGAAACCUGUGGAGGCCAAGGUGCCAUCGACUGUGCUGGAUGCAAGGGAACGGGAAAAAACAAGAAGAAUGGGAAUAUAUUCGAGCGUUGGAAAUGUUACGAUUGCCAAGGAUUUGGGUUAAAGAGCUGCCCAAGCUGCGGGAAGGGAGGCUUGACACCCGAACAAAGAGGCGAACGUUGAUCGCUCAUACAUAAAACUUUCUUGUUUAUAUAAUAUGUCGCACCUGAUAUGAAUAAAAUUUACGUCUUUGUUUUAGAAACAUCAAUUCAGUGAUGCAAUUUACCUAACAUCCUGACACAUUU